GUCCCUUUGGUAGACUGGGAGGUAUCUGACGUAAGAACAGCCGAUGCGAAGCGGUCGCCGAUGACAUUUUCGGUCAGACCAUUGGUGGACCAUCUACUCGUAGACUAUAUCAUUCACAAGGGAUGGAAAGAUAUAGUAUACAUUCACGACGGGGCCAACGCUGAUAGAACGCUGCAUGGAAUGUUUGAGUACCUGAAUGAGAACAGUCCCGAUUAUAACCUCUUUGUGGACAACUUCAGGGCUCCUACUGAUGAAGAGUUUUUCCGCGAAUUCCUCAACGAUUUCCACCGACGGAUGUCUCUUUCUCAGGGAAACGUCUCCCAAGGGGAAGAAGCGAAUGUGAUACACCCAGUGCAUGUGGUAGUAGAUUUGGAAGGAGGAUAUCGUAUGAGAAUGUUUCUGAGAGCACUUGAAGAGAGCGUCCUCGUCAGGAAGGAUUACCACUACGUCUUUGCAAAUCUGGUGGUCCUAACCCACGACGAUGGAACACUCACAGGACGAAUUCAGUUUGACCCUCACACUGGAUGGCGCACCAACUUUUCCGUUACGGUGAUCGAAAUCAAACCUGGACGAUUUCAAUGGGCUCAAGGAAAAGGAUUUCUGCUUGGAGAAGCCUUGCAACAAAACAAAACUAAUAAGAGCUCUAUUGAGAAAGGCAUUCUGCCAUGGAAAUUGAAACUGAAUGUUGUCACUGUUUUGGUAAAGCCGUUUGUUAUGGUAAGAAGAAGUAAUCCGGGUGAAAUACCUCACAAGGGCAAUGAUCGUUUCGAAGGUUACUGCAUAGACUUACUCAAGCUGCUGGCAAAGAAUAUUUCUGGAUUCGAAUAUGAAAUCUUCCUUUCUGAUGGAAACAAAUACGGGGCACGUCAGGCGGACGGUAGUUGGGAUGGAAUGCUUGGAUACCUAUUGAACGAGACUGCUGAUAUUGCUGUUGCUCCGCUGACGAUCACUCAAGAACGAGAGAGAGCAGUGGACUUUUCCAAGCCAUUCAUGACUACAGGAAUUUCAAUCAUGAUCAAGAAACCUGAAAAGCAAGAGUUCAACAUCUUCUCAUUCAUGGAGCCGCUUGGUAUGCGCAUUUGGAUUCUCACUGUAUGUUCCUACGUUGGGGUAUCCUUGACAAUUUUCCUGGUAUCUUCGUUUUCUCCCUACGAGCAACGGGUUCAGUUCAAUCGCGGUGAAUUCUCGGUGUCGAAUGAGUUCUCUAUGUACAACUCCCUCUGGUUCACACUAGCUGCUUUCAUGCAGCAAGGCACCGAUAUUCUUCCGAAGGCUCUUUCUGGUCGAAUAGCAUCGUCCGCUUGGUGGUUCUUCACGCUGAUCAUCGUUUCCUCAUACACGGCCAAUCUUGCUGCAUUUCUAACUUUAGGUUAUCUUCUUUCAGAGAUCCUCCAUAAUUAG
Molecule: messenger RNA, 1401 nt
Organism: Haemonchus placei
Lineage: Eukaryota; Metazoa; Nematoda; Chromadorea; Rhabditida; Trichostrongylidae
Source: the annotation of a GenBank genome assembly